AUGUUAUGUGGAAUUGACUUUUUCUCGAAAGCAUAUGGAAAAAGUGUAAUCGUAGGUUAUGGUGCUUUUUAUCCACAAUUUUCAGUUAAUACACAUCAAUACGUACUGUUCGGAACUGAUAUUCAAAAUAUUGGCCUAAUGUUGGAAUGGAUGCAAAAACAUCAAUUCGACAACACUGGUAAAUAUGUAGUUGUUUGUGUAUCCAAAGAACAUUGCGAUGAAUCAGAAGGUGUUGAAAUGUUGUGGAAUUACAAAAUUAUAAACGUUGUCUUUCUUAAAACUGGAAUAAUAGCCACUGAAUCGAUGGCAUAUACAUAUUUUGACAAACGCUACGACUGUGAAGAGGUACGGCCAGUGAAAUUAGACAAUUGGUUCUCUUGUAUCGAUAUUGACCAUAGGAAAAAUUGUUUAGAAAUGUUUCCCUUAAAGUUAAGACAAUUACAAUCUUGUCCAAUAAUAGUUUCUACUUUUGCACAAACGCCCUACAUGAUGAUAAAUAACGGAGUUCCUUCAGGUACUGACGGAGAUUUACUUCGUCUCAUAGCAGAAAAAUUGAAUGCAAGUCUUCAAUUGAUGACUCCGCAGAGGGGAAUUGGCUGGGGCAAGCUCGAAGAGGAUGGAACUUGGUCAGGGUCACUUGCUGACGUGUAUUACGAUUUAGCAAACUUCUCGAUGACAUCGGCAAGUAUAACACUUAGUCGGUUCUCUCACUUCCAUAUGUCAGUGGACUACAAUACGGUGAGUGUAGUAUGGGUGACACAUCCUUCUGCUAUGGAGUCUCCUUCGUUAAAAUUAAUUCGUCCAUUUGAAAUCGAAGUUCGAAUAACUUUGGCACUUUCCUUUUUAUUAGUUGUUAUUUUAGCUGUGCUUAUUAAAAGGAAAUGUUGGAAUUCAAUGUUUAAGGCCAUUAAUAUUUCACUUCCUCGCCGAAGCCUCGUAUUUUAUUCUUGGGAACUUUGCAUGGGGUUGCCAUCAACAAAACUACCAACAAAGUCUGCAUUUUUAUAUUUAGCUAUGUUUUGGAUUUGGUACUGUUUUUUAAUCAGAACAUUUUAUACAGUGUUUCUUAUUAAAGCCCUAAAAACGAACGUAUACUCUUCAGAUAUACAAAAAAUAGACGACGCACUUGCAGCUAAUUACGGAAUAGGCGGAGGACUUGCACUUAAAGACUAUUUCAUUGACGAGCCAGAAAUUUAUAAUCGUUGGAUUAACUUCGAAAGUAAUGAAAUUUUUUCAGCAUUGAUGAACAUGUCCGAAGGUGCAAAGAGAAUAACUGCAGUAAAUUUAGAGACUACUAAAUUAUUCCAAAGAAAUCAAAGCAAGGAUUUGCAUAUUCUACCACAAAAAGUAAUCAGCAGUCCUACAGUACUAUUUUUUAAGAAAUAUUCUCCUCUGACUGAAGCAAUCAACGCUAUUUUGACGCAGUUGGUCGAAACUGGUUUUGUUUCCAAGAUUUAUAACAUUUACACGAAAUCAUAUUUUAUUAAGAAGUCAGGGCAUCAGAAGAAAGCAAUUAAUUUAGCACAUUUUACAGGUUGCUAUGCUGUUCUUAUUGGAGGAUGGAUUUUAUCAUUUAUAUUUUUUAUUAGAGAAUUAUACAAGGGACAUAGACGUAAAUCAAAAUAA
Molecule: messenger RNA, 1626 nt
Organism: Parnassius apollo (apollo)
Lineage: Eukaryota; Metazoa; Arthropoda; Insecta; Lepidoptera; Papilionidae
Source: the annotation of a GenBank genome assembly